UUUAAGACCAGGAAAAGGCAUUAGUUGCUGGCAACCACGAAGGGACCCUAAAGACCUAGAAAAUCACAGCCCUGGGUUGGAACACAUCUUGCUUUGCCCCUCUCUUUGCCGGCAAAUUACAGAGGGGCCGGAGCAACAAUCUAAGACUGUGACCAGGACUUUAGGACCCAGCACGGAAAGUCAGAAGCACGGAAAGAGAAGCUCCAGAGAUUCAUCGUGUUAUCCAAACCAAUAGGAUUGGACACACCUGCUCAUCCAUUCCAGCCUGGAGACUCGGUCUACAUCAAGUGGCGGGACAGCGACCCCUUGCAAGCCAAGUGGAAGGGACCAUUCCAAGUUUUGCUGACCACUUUUACUGCGGUCAAGGUUGCUGUCAAGGGACCGUGGAUUCACUACUCCAGGGUGAAGAAAGCUUCUGCUCCUGAAAUCACCAAGAAGACAGAGACUAAUACAAAUCAGAAAGAUGCAGUCUAAACUGUUUUUUACACGUUUGCUAUUUACCCAACUGGGAACCAUGGUUCAGGGUUCACCCCAUGAUUUGCAUAAGACUGUGGUCCAAAAUGUGUCCAAAAUUCUUAAUAAGAGCGAUUGCUGGAUCUGUACUCAGUUACUACCUCUAGAUGGGAAGGGUCACUGGCCAUUGAUUGGCAUUUUAAUGGAAGAGAACUGCACUGAAACAUGGGAACCAAUUAAUAGCACCCUUCUGCCUCCCAUUACCCUGAGUGGCCUGGUAGAGCGUGCAAACUAUAAGGUUCCUUGUGCAAUUGUAAACGCCACAGGAAAAGCUGUUCUUCCUUCAUAUUGUCAUCAGACCCAUUUCAGGGAAAUAAUAGACCCAAGAAUUGCGGCGAAGAUGAAAUUGACUGGGUGGAGACUGGCUCAGCCGUUUGGGACGGGGUUGUAUUGGAUAUGUGGUGAUAACGCCUGGAAAGUUAUGCCCGUGAACAAAGACCAGGCUUGUGCUAUUGGGGCUGUGGUCCCAAAUAGAACAAUAUUUGACCAUCUUGAAAAACCAAAUGAGAGGGAAAAAAGAUCUCUUAAUCCCCUCAUUGAAUGUCCCACACUUUUUCAUGGCAUAAUCAGAGCCCUUGUACCUGCUUAUGGAGUAGUUGAACUGGAGAGAGCAAUUGUAAACAUCUCGGCUGUCAUUGAACGUAUUAAGCAGCAUACUGCAGAUGCAAUUUCAGCCUUACAGGAAGAAGUUGGCAGUCUGUCCCGUGCAGUUAUGCAAAACAGGAUAGCUCUCAAUUUCAUACUUGUUGCACAAGGAGGUGUAUGUGCUAUUGUCAGUACCAAUUGUUGUUCUUAUGUGGACCAAAGUGGAAGAAUUAAGAAAGAUUUGGAUGAAAUUUGGAAGGGAACUCAAAUUCUACAUGAAACGGCUUCUAGAAAUAACACUUUAAAAUUUGAUCAUAUUUUUGAUACCCUCACCUCAUGGUUACCAAACUGGGCCUGGGUAAAAGAAAUAUUCAUAAUAGUUGUAAUUGUAGUUAUUAUCUGUGUAAUUUCCUGUGGAGCAGCCGGUUGUGUAAACCAGUUCUGCGGGUAAAAAAUAGAGUAGAGUAGAGACUAGACAAGAUAGAGUUUUGUUAGUCUCUAAAAGGGGGGAAAUGAUGCCAUGAAGAUUUUUGCCUUUUCUUUUAUACCCCUGUUACACCUUUUUACAACUU
Messenger RNA from Corvus hawaiiensis (hawaiian crow), 1670 nucleotides. Its product is annotated as endogenous retroviral envelope protein HEMO-like. The record is from RefSeq and is a predicted model, not a curated record. The transcript has 2 exons. Bases 464 to 1549 code for a protein of 361 amino acids. NCBI's taxonomy places the organism in Eukaryota, Metazoa, Chordata, Aves, Passeriformes, Corvidae.